UUAUUAUUAUUAUUAUUUUUAAAUUUUUUUUAAUUUGCUGUUUCUUCGGCAAUGGAUGGGAAAAUCCGGCAGAGCCGGAGGUCGAGGUCGCAGCGGGACCGCGUGCGGCGGCGGGAGGCGGCGGCCCGCGACCCGCGGAACCAGAGCCCUUCCUCGGGCUCCGAGAAGGAGCCGAGCCCCGGCAAGGAGAACGGCGGCCAGAACUGCACCGCCCCGCGGGGCCCGCCGCCCGCCGCCCGCGCCGCCCGGCCCCCGCGCCGCCGCCGCCGCGAGUCCAGCUCCCAGGAAGAGGACCUGAUCGAUGGCUUCGCCAUAGCCAGCUUCAACACCCUGGAAGCCCUGGAGAAGGACAUGUCGCUAAAGCCUCAGGAGCGGAAGGAGAAAUGGGAGAGGCAUCCAGGAAAGAAACCUAGAGAAUCUGAAAACUGUGUGUCUGCUGAGCCGAGUGAAAAUGGCCAUAACAAUGAUGCUGGGAGCUCUGAGAGAGAGGCAGAAAGAGGCAAAGAACGGAUGAAGAAGAAACUCCCCUUGAAGCUAUCCAAACAGAUGAAGGUCCCUACAAGCAGAAGUGGCAGAAAUAGCGAGGAAGACAGCAUCAGGGAGGCCACAAGCUCUCAGCGGAGCAGCUCAAGGGACCGUCUCAGUGAUAGUUCUGCUCAAUCGCUUUCAGGAAGAGGCUACUCCUGUGACAGCGAGAGUGAUAUUGACGAUAAGACCGCAACGGAACUGGAGCUGACUCGUAUCAGGAGUGCCUUGAUAACAAGCAAGGCUUCUGUAGGCUCUGAGAAGCUGUUCUCCCCUGCAGCAAACAAAGGUCCCACCUUGAAUGACAAGCCAGAAGCGAAAGCAGCCAAUGUCCCAAAGGUGUCUGGGCUAGAGCGGAGCCGGGAACUGAGCACCGACGUGCCCUUCGCCCUGCCUAUCCCCAGCCCCCAGCCAGUAGCUGCCGUUGUGACUUCGACUUCCUCAGCGCCCACGUCAAGCGCCAGAGCAAGCCCACUGUUGAAGAAGGAGCCAGUGAUUUCAGCACCAGCACCACCAAGGCUCACGCCUCAGCCGCAGCCUCGGCCACAGUCACAACCUCAACCUCGGCCGCAGUCACAGCCUCAGUUAAUACCUGAGCUUCGGACCCAGCCUCCGAGUCACAUCCCUCCACCUCUCAAUUACCAAGUGCAUCACCAGGUGGCCCACAACGGACUCAAUAAUAUCAGCCGGAGCAGCAGUGCUAGCAGUGCAACAAGCAUCAGCCUCCCGAAACACCUUCCCCUCUCUCCUCAGAUUCCUCCGCACCAUUCCUCCGGCCCAGCUCUGCCCCUCUCCAUCUCUAAUCUUGCUACCUCGCACUUCUCUCUCAGAUCGCAGACCCAACACCAGCACCAUCCGGCCAUGUUCGCCACCCCACCCACGCUGCCACCUCCACCAGCGUUACCUACCAACAGCCUCGUGAUACCAGGUCACCCUGCGGAUCACGAACUGCUCAGGCAAGAGCUGAACAACCGGUUUUUGGUUCAGAGUUCGGACCGGGCCGCUGCCUCACUUGGCCCGGUGCCGCUGCUGAGAGCGGAGUUUCACCAGCACCAACACACGCAUCAGCACCAACACACCCACCAGCACACAUUCACUCCUUUUCCAUCCAGCUUGCCCCAGACGCCGCUCAUGCCGCCCUCUGCACCUCCCAUGUUUGACAAGUACGCUCCCAAAUUAGACAACCCUUACUUUCGACAUUCCAACUUCUUUCCAACCUAUCCUCCAGCAAUGCCUGGAAUGCCACCCAUGCUUCCACAUUCAGGUCCCUUUGGGUCACUUCAGGGAGCAUUUCAACCGAAGACUUCAAACCCUAUUGAUGUAGCAGGUAGACCAGGCACAGUCCACCAUACACUGCUGCAGAAGACUCCAGGGGUGUCAGACCCUUAUAGGCCUCCAGUAAGAAAACCCGGGAAGUGGUGUGCGGUUCAUGUACAGAUCGCCUGGCAGAUCUACCAUCACCAGCAAAAGAUAAAGCAAAUGCAGCUGGAUCCCCACAAGCUAGAGAUAGGUGGUAAACUUGACCUGUUCAGCAGACCUCCCGCCCCUGGAGUGUUUCCAGGCUUCCAUUAUCCACAGGAUCUUGCCAGGCCUCUGUUUUCUACCACAGGUGCGACACAUCCAGCCACCACCCCUUUUGGUCCUUCACCUCACCACAGCAGUUUCCUGCCUACUAACCACUUGGCAGAUCCAUUUAGCAGGUCAAGCACCUUCAGCGGCCUUGGGAACUUAGGCAGCAAUGCCUUUGGAGGAUUAGGCAGUCAUGCUCUGACUCACAACAACAUUUUUACUCACAAAGAUGGCCCAAACCUGCAGAAUUUCAAUAAUCCCCACGAGCCAUGGAAUAGACUCCAUCGGACCCCACCGUCCUUCCCAACACCUCCACAGUGGCCCAAGCCCACCGAUUCUGAGCGAAGCUCCUCAGUGACAAACCAUGACAGAGAGCGGGAGCGAGAGCCCGAGAAGAGGGAUCUUUCUCUGAGUAAAGAUGACAGAGACAAAGAGAGAGACCUCAUGGAUAAAAACAGACAUUCAAACAGAUCCUCACCGGCAUCGGCUCCAGUGACACAUCAGAUAAGCAAUCUCAUCCGCAGCAACAGCCAAACCUCCAGUGAUCCCAUCAGGCAGGUUAGCCUCGGUGAAAGGGAACGGUCCAAAGAACCGGAGCGAGAGCACCCUGACCGGCUGAGAGAGCCACCCAUAGCAGAACACAAGAUUAAAGAGAGCCGUUCCCCGGUGAAGGAAACUCCAAGCCAUGAUAAGAGACCCUCUGAGGACAACACGAAGCCAGUAAUCCAGUCUGUAUCCCCAUACAGCAAACCUGCACUAAGUGAGAGCUUGAAGCUUACCAAUCUGAUGAGUAAGGACAUGGAGAGAAAGACAGAGCUUCCCAGUGACCUCCAGAAGAUUAAGAAUGACAUCAAAGUCAAAGAGGAGAGGAAGGAAGACAGUGAUGUGCUGGUGGUAGGGUCUGAGCCUUCACAGCACUCCCGAUCAGUGGAGCAUCCCCCACCACCUACUUUGCAUGGAUUAUCGUUGCCUCACUCGAUGGCUGCCUCUAUGCCCAUCUCCAUGGGAAGCGUGCACCAGAUGAACAACAUGAAUGUUCUGGACCGCAGCAGAAUGAUGACCCCGCUCAUAGGCAUGAAUCCUUUGUCAGGAAGAGAGAGGCUGCCACAUCCCGGAUUUUCUUGGGACCCAAUGAGGGACCCAUUGCGAGAUGCCUACCGGAGCUUAGACCUGCACCGUCGAAUGGACUUUCAGCUCCGGACAGAUCCUAUCCAUAGGUUCCCUACCACCUCUGGAUUUUACGACCAUGAGCGUUCUUAUAGAGACAGGGAGCCACACGACUAUAAUCAUGAAAACCUUCUUGAAGCCCGCCGAGAGCAGGAGCGGUUGCGGCAAGUGGAGGAAAGAGAGCGCUUGCACUUACGAGAGGAACUUGAGCGUGCCAGAAUGCACCACUUGCACUCGUCCCCCAUCGAAAGUCACCUGGCACACGUGCCAUCCUUCAUGCCUCAUUUAAGUGGGAUGCAUUACCCCAGACUGAGUCCAUCCACUGCCAUGCACAAUGGGAUUUUAAAUAGGAACCCACCAACUGCAGCGCUGAGCGCCCCACCGCCUCUUGUACCAGCGAGCAGCACCAGACCUGCCUCCCCACGCAGGACUACUCCACUCACAAACUCAGAGUCCAGGGACUACUCCCCCUCUAGGAACCCCAAAGAAGUAGAGGCACGAUAGUCCCCAACAUUGAAUUUUAAACUCGCCUGUAUAUAAAACAAACAAACAAACAAAAAAAAACAAACAGAAAAAAAAAACAAAAAACAAACCUUUUACAAAAUGCACUGCUGUAAACUUUUUUUUUUAAUGUAAAAUUUGUAGAAGUUAAGCACAUUUCCAUAAAUAACGGGGUCGGGGAUGCAGACUUUCCAACAAGAAGGUUGCUGAGAAUGGGAAUUUAAUAUAUAGGUAUUGAUUUUUGUUUUUGUUUUUUGUUUCUGUGCUAAAAAAAAAAAAAUGAGUUAAAAAUAUCAAGUUUGUACAUUUUUUCCCAAAUGUGAGAAACAUUUUUAAUGGAUUUGUAUUUUUUUUAAUUUUGUGCUCUUUAUUCACUUAAAAAAGAAGAAAUUUUGCUUUUGUUUUUAGUUAAAUUUGCAUUUUAAAGGCCUCAGAUCCUUAAGAAAAAAUACCCAGGGUUUCUUAAAAGUAUUAUUUAUGGAAAUACUGUAGUUUUACAGUCCACUGUGAGGUUCCCUUCUGAGGCCAAUUGAUCACUUACCUUGGUACUUUGGAACCGAAGUUACAGAUAUAUAUUAAAAUAUUAAUAAUAAUAAUAAUAAUGUACAAAACUGUUUGUUUUUUGCCUUAUUAUAUUAUGCAGAAAUUUAAGAGGAAUUUUUUUUGACUUCUUGUUUUAAACAAAAAAAAAACAAAGAAAACAAACUGUAAAUAUUCUGUUAAUAUAAAUGUACACCAAUAUUAAAUUCUUAACAUAGGUAGACUUUAUAAAAAUGGUUUCUAGAACCACUCUGGUUAUUUGUUAACAUGGUUACAACUCAUACUCUUGUCACAGUCAGAAAUUCACACUCAGAAAGCUAAGUACGGCAUAUAUACUUCAACUAUGCAAGAACUUGGAGGCAGGUCUUAGUGGAUGUUGGGGGGAGGAAGGUUUAAAAAAAAAAAAACAACCCAAAAACAACCAACUCGCAACUAUGGAGACAGAAUGGAAAUGGCAUGUGAACAGGAAGAAGGAUGCUUGUGUUUAACAAAAAAAAAAAAAGAGAGACUGAAUUUUUUUGUACAAACACAAGGGACAGUUCGUCAAGGAAAGAGAGAGACACACGCUCCUGGAAGGGAAUUUUGGUUUCCUACUUUUCAAGCUGGCAAAAGCAGAUGGAACUGGCACAGUACCAUGCGGCAGACCCUUUCCUUAUUUUUUUUUCCUUUUUUUUUCUCUUUUUUUGUGUUGUGGGCAGGAUCGCUGGCAAGCAAGGACAAUUUUCCGUGGACCCCUUGUGCUAAUUGUGCAGUGUUCUUAUUGGAAUCUGUAUACAAGACAAAGUAGAAUUUUAGGAGUGCAAAAAAAAGUCUAAUGGUUGAUUAAAAAAAAAGAAAUUCUGAUAUAUUAUCUAUAGUACAUGAAGACCAUAAGCAAAUGUUUGUUUCAGUGUGGUUCUGCCUUGAACUGCUUUUUGGCAUGAUUUAUUUUUUAUUUCCAAUUUUACUUUUCAUCCAUAUGUAAAUUUUGCCAUGUUUUACUUGCUGUACCAUCCCCCCUCCCUUAUUUUAUUUUUCAGUGUCCAUGUUUUAUAUAUCCUGGGCUUUUUCUCUCUAGUUAAUUCAGCCAUCCGCUACUAUUUUCUUGGCUCUGUAACUCUUGUUUCCCCCCCCUCCCCAUCCUCCCCCCUGCACCCCCUGUAAUUUUAAACAUUCAGUUUCCUUGUAGAUCAAUGAAGAUAAAUACAACAUUGAUUUUGGA
Messenger RNA from Gymnogyps californianus (California condor), 5503 nucleotides. It is a transcript of the gene FBRSL1, whose product is annotated as fibrosin like 1. The record is from RefSeq and is a predicted model, not a curated record. The coding region runs from base 52 to 3765 and encodes 1237 amino acids. NCBI's taxonomy places the organism in Eukaryota, Metazoa, Chordata, Aves, Accipitriformes, Cathartidae. The transcript is spliced from 20 exons.